AUGUGUCUGUGUGUGUGAGUGUGUCUUGUUGCUUGUGUACGCUGGUCUGUGUGUGGGUAUGUGUCUGUGUGUGUCUUUUUGCUUGUAGAUGCUAGUCUGUGUGUGUGUGUGUGUGUGUGUGUGUGUGUUUCUUUUUGCUAGUAAACGCUGGUUUGUGUGUGUGUGAGUGUGUGUGUGUGAGUGUGUGUCUGCUUGUAAACACUGGUCUGUGUGUGUGGGUGUAUGUCUUUGUGUGUGUGUUUGUGAGUGUGUCUUGUUGCUUGUUGCUUGUGUACACUGGUAUGUGUCUGUGUGUGUGUGAGUGUGUCUUGUUGCUUGUGUACGCUGGUCUGUGUGUGGGUGUGUGUCUCUGUGUGUCUUUUUGCUUGUAGACGCUAGUUUGUGUGUGUGUGUGUUUCUUUUUGCUUGUAAACGCUGGUCUGGGUGUGUGUAAGUGUGUGUCUGAGUGUGUGUCUUUUUGCUUGUAAACACUGGUCUCUGUGUGUGUGUGUUUGUGUGUGUGUGAGUGUGUCUUGUUGCUUGUGUACACUGGUAUGUGUUUGUGUGUGGGUGUGUGUGAGUGUGUCUUGUUGCUUGUGUACACUGGUAUGUGUCUGUGUGUGGGUGUGCGUGAGUGUGUCUUGUUGCUUGUGUACACUGGUAUGUGUCUGUGUGUGGGUGUGCGUGAGUGUGUCUUGUUGCUUGUGUACACUGGUAUGUGUUUGUGUGUGGGUGUGUGUGAGUGUGUCUUGUUGCUUGUGUACACUGGUAUGUGUCUGUGUGUGGGUGUGUGUGAGUGUGUCUUGUUGCUUGUAGACGCUAGUCUGUGUGUGUGUGGGUCUAUGUGUAUGUGUGUGUGAGUGUGUCUUGUUGCUUGUGUACACUGGUAUGUGUCUGUGUGUGGGUGUGUGUGAGUGUGUCUUGUUGCUUGUAGACGCUAGUCUGUGUGUGUGUGUAUGCAUGGCUGGAUUACUGACCGGGCCAGUGGGGCCAGCGCCCAGGGGCCCAGACUAUCCUUAAUCCGUCCUUGUGUGUAUGUGUUGUUGUGUGUGUGAGUGUGUUUUUGCUUGUGUACGCUGGUUUGUGUGUGUGUGUGUGUGUGUGUCUGUGUCUGUGUCUGUGUCUGUGUUUAGGUGUGUGUGUGUGAGCGUCUCUGUGCGUGGGCGCGUGUAAAUGUGCCUGUGUCUCCGUGUCUGUGUUUUAGGUUGGCAGAAGUGUGGGUAACAGUGCCCCCUGCUGGUAGAGUCUGGUGUUGCAUUAGCUCUGUAUGUGUGGCUGACGGUCGGAUGUGAACAGGAGUUCUUUUCUCUCGCUCUGCGCUUCACAACAAUCCAGCUUCAUUAUUCUACAGCAUCUUCAGCCAACAACAUGAAGCUCACAUUCCACUGUCUGGUCCCUGUAUCUGCUUCUUUCGGACUGAUCAGCUUUGUGUUUCUAAUUCUUGCGAUCGGAAGUGAUUUCUGGUACAUCAUUGAUACUUCCAGAAAGGAGAUCAACUCAUCUGUAUCACUGAGUUCUCAUUCUGGACUUUGGAGGACUUGUUACUUUCAUGGUCAAUGCCAGCCCUUUAUAAACCCUUUUGGAAACAGAGGAAACUUUACAGAUUCACAAAAGCACAUACUCAAUCUGCAGGCGACCUUCAUUGUGCUUUUGCCCCUGAGUGUGAUCAUUCUCUUUAUCGGUGGGAUGAUGGGGGUCAUUAGUAUUCUGGCCAGGGCACACCAGCUGCUUUUUAUCACUGGACUGCUGCUGAUCUCUGGUGCUUUUAUCACGUUGGCCAGCAUCUGCCUGUACAUCACCUACUCUUCAGCCAUCUUCAGUGUGGCUGUGUGUAUCUCCAGCCACAAGACUCUGGAGGACAUUGAUAUAUUCUUUGGUUGGUCAUUGGUCCUCGCCACUAUUUCCUUCAUUACAGAGCUCAUCACAGCUAUUGCAUUUUUGCUCGCUUCAGCCCGUUUGAACCAACUUGCACAACGAAAUGAGAACAUUUAGCCAUGAAAGUAAAGACG
This is a messenger RNA of Trichomycterus rosablanca, 1988 nucleotides long. RefSeq names its product transmembrane protein 114. The transcript has 4 exons. Lineage: Eukaryota; Metazoa; Chordata; Actinopteri; Siluriformes; Trichomycteridae. The record is from RefSeq and is a predicted model, not a curated record. Gene Ontology annotation, cellular component: apical plasma membrane. The coding region runs from base 1348 to 1971 and encodes 207 amino acids.